Molecule: messenger RNA, 3972 nt
Organism: Diabrotica balteata
Lineage: Eukaryota; Metazoa; Arthropoda; Insecta; Coleoptera; Chrysomelidae
Source: the annotation of a GenBank genome assembly
AUGGAAAUGACCAAAGAGAAAUAUAAUCCCAAUCCACGGGAGACAGCGAAUUUUUUAUCGGCUAUAUUUUUUGGAUAUACAUAUGAUGUAUUUAAAAAGGGCUUAUCGAAGACACUGGAAGUUGACGAUUUAUAUAAUCCGUUAAAGAUUGACAGGAGCAAAGUCUUAGGAGAUCAUUUACAAAGAAAUUGGGACAAGCAACUAGAAAAAGCAAAGAAAACAGAUUCAAAACCAAGUUUAUUCAAAGCCAUUGUUAUGACAUUUUGGUUCGAGUACGUAAAGCUAGGAAUAUAUGAUAUCUCGACAGAUUUAGUGCUAAGACUCAUUCAACCUCUAGUACUUGGAAACCUAUUGGAUUAUUUUAAACCAGAAUCACAAGUUUCAAAGAAUGAGGCCCUUAUGUAUGCAGGUAUCAUAGUAGCUAUAAAUAUCUUAUACUUUUUGAUCGGAAAUCAAUAUAUGCUAGAGGUUUUUCACAGUGGCAUGAGGAUAAGAGCAGCUUGUUGUGCUGUUAUAUACAGAAAGUCAUUAAAAUUGAGCAAAACUGCCUUGGGAGAAACAGCUUCUGGAAAACUGGUCAACCUUUUAUCCAACGAUGUCAGUAGAUUCGAUAUAGUUAGUUUAUUCAUUCACCAAUUAUGGAUGGCACCGCUAUUGUCAUUUAUUAUAAUGGGUAUACUGUACCAGAAAACCGGAUAUGCAGGAGUAGUGGGAGUUUUGGCAGUAUUUGUGAUAGUUCCUAUUCAAACUUACACCGGAAAAUUAUCUGCUAAAUACAGAAAACAGACUGCUUUUAAAACAGACGAGAGAGUCCGACUAAUGGACGAAAUAAUAUCAGGAAUUCAAGUAAUCAAAAUGUACGCAUGGGAAAUACCUUUCAGGAAAAUAAUCCGAAUUGCCAGACGAAAUGAAAUAAAAAUCAUUACAAAAUCUGCAUAUGUACGAGCUACCUUUAUGGCACUGAACCUUUUCACAACUAGAUUGGCUUUGUUCUGUACUUUACUCACGGUUAUUUUGUCGAGUGAAACAAUCACAGCUUCGAAGGUUUUCGUUGUAAUGUCCUACUUCAACGUUCUCUCAAUGGCUAUGUCCACCAUGUUUAGUAGAGGAGUAUCUGAAAUGGCAGAAGUUAUGGUAGCUAUUCGAAGAAUUAGAGAUUUUCUCAUGAACGAAGAAUACGAUCCUAACAGAACAAAUUUCGCUAUGAAUGGUAAUGUAAAUAGUGUAGACGAUUUUAAAGAAAUUGUAAGUUUGCAAAAUUUGACUGUAAAAUGGAAUGUAAGCUUCAGCGACAAUGCUCUUGAAAAUAUAAAUUUAAAUAUUUCUGACGGACAGUUGAUAGGAAUUAUUGGACCUGUUGGUAGUGGAAAAAGUUCUUUGUUACAAACAUUACUGGGUGAACUUGACAUAACCGAAGGUAACAUGAGAGUUCGAGGUCAAAUAUCCUAUGCUUCCCAGGAACCGUGGGUGUUUGCAGCUACUAUUCGUCAAAACAUUCUUUUUGGAGAAGAGUACGACAAAAAGAGAUACCAUGAAGUUAUACAAGCUUGCUCUUUAGAGAAAGAUUUUGAGCAGUUUCCAAAUGGCGAUUUAACUCUUGUAGGUGAUAGGGGAUCAUCUUUGAGUGGUGGCCAGAAGGCUAGAAUAAAUUUAGCAAGAGCUGUAUAUAGAGAAGCUGAUGUUUAUCUCUUGGACGAUCCGUUAUCAGCUGUGGACAUACACGUUUCCAAACAUCUAUAUGAAAAAUGCAUUAAUGGCUAUUUGGCAAACAGAACGAGAAUUUUAGUUACACAUCAAGUACACUAUUUGAAGGAUGCGGAUAACAUAAUUAUUUUAAAUAAUGGACGCAUAGAAGAUGAAGGAACCUUUAACUUUUUGGCAAACAGUGACAAUGUUUAUGCAAAACUUUUAACUGCUGAGCCAGAAAAUUUGGAAGAGAAGAAACAAGACAGAUCUAAAUAUUCUAGGCAACUAUCAAUAAGAAGUCGAAAGGAUUCAAUGGCAAGUAUAGUCAGUGAAUUAAGUAUUGCAGAUAUUCCUUUAUCAAAUGAUGUCGACUUUGAAGAAGAAGGAGCCGAAAAAGAACAAGAGUUUCAAGUUAAAGACCUUCAGGAACAAUCAUCAAAAGGAAAAGUGGGUGGUUCUCUGUUGUUUAAAUAUAUGUUGGCAGGUUCUAAUACAUUUGCUGUUUUAAUAUGCGUUAUAUUAUAUAUAGGAACUCAAUUAGCGGCCAGUGGGGUGGAUUACUGGGUAAGCUAUUGGGUAAAUGUUGAGGAAUUCAGAAACUCGUCUGAGUCUCUUAACGCUACUUCACCUACCUUCAUUAUUCCGUCCAUUGAAUUGACAACAAAUAAUUGCCUUUACAUAUAUGCGGUCCUAUUAGGAGCUCUUUUUGUUCUUGCUAUGACAAGAUCUUUCUUCUUCUAUAAACUCGCCAUGUGGAGCUCCAAAAAACUGCAUGCGACAAUUUUUGAUAAUAUUAUUACUGCUACAAUGAGAUUCUUUGAUACCAAUCCAGGAGGAAGAAUUCUCAAUAGGUUUUCUAAAGAUAUGGGAUGUGUUGAUGAAUUACUACCGAAAGCAAUAUUGGAUUCUUCACAGAUUCUUUUAUCUAUGUUUGGAUCUCUCUUACUGAUUAUCAUAGUUAACCCGUACUUUUUAAUUUUGAUUGCUGCAUUGAGUGUAGUUUUCGGUAUUAUGAGGCACAUCUACCUAAAAUCUUCGAAGAACAUUAAGAGGUUAGAAGGAAUAAUGAGAAGCCCGGUUUUCACACAUUUGAGAGCUACCAUUGAAGGUUUGACAACCAUAAGAGCUUUUGGAGCCCAAAGUACUCUUAUGGACGAGUUUGAUCAUCAUCAAGAUUAUCAUUCAAGUGCAUGGUACAUGUUUAUUGUGUCCAGUAAUGCUUUCGGAUUUUACUUGGACUGUUUCUGUUCUGUAUUUUUGGCAGCACUUACUUUUAGUUUAUUGUUAUUCGGGGAGGCCUUUAAUCUGAAGGGAGGUCAAGUAGGUCUGGCCAUUACUCAAGCAACAGCACUAACAAAUUACCUACAAUGGGGUAUGCGUCAAUCUGCCGAGGUAACCAAUCAACUUAUGAGCGUGGAAAGGGUAUUGGAGUAUGAAAAUUUGGAAAAGGAAGCACAGCCAGUUUUACCUCAGAAACCAGCCAAAGAAUGGCCCAAGAAGGGAGCAAUUACUUUUAAAGAUACUUGUUUAAAAUACUUUGAAGGAGGACCAUUGGUUUUAAAACAUCUUAAUCUAAGCAUUCAACCAAAGGAGAAGGUUGGAGUUGUUGGUAGAACCGGAGCAGGAAAAUCUUCCUUAAUCCAAGCACUAUUUAGACUAGCUCCGAUUGAAGGUUCCAUUAAAAUCGAUGAUAUCGAUACCAAAGAUAUUAGCCUCAAUGAUCUCCGUUUGAAAAUCUCGAUUAUUCCUCAAGACCCAGUGCUAUUUUCAGGAACUUUAAGAUACAACUUGGACCCAUUCGAAGAAUAUUCAGACGAAGUUUUGUAUAAAGCUAUAGAAGAUGUAGAACUGAAAGACCCUGCUAAUGUUAUCAACCGAUUGGAAAAUAGAGUUAUGGAUAGAGGUUCCAAUUACAGUGUCGGACAGAGACAGUUGAUUUGCUUGGCAAGAGCUAUUCUUAAAAAUAACAAAGUUCUUAUGUUGGAUGAAGCUACAGCUAAUGUAGAUCCACAGACCGACGCUUUAAUCCAGAAAACCAUCCGAAAGAAGUUCUCGGAUUGCACUGUGAUAACCGUCGCACAUAGACUAAACACUAUCAUGGACUCUGAUAAAGUAUUAGUUAUGGACGCUGGACAAAUAUCUGAGUUUGAUCACCCGCACUUACUUCUUCAAAAUAAAAAUGGAGUUUUUUACAGUAUGGUUGCUGAAACUGGUAAAACAACAGCUGACCAGCUUAGAAAAAUUGCCUCAGAUAGUUAUCAAAAACUCCAAGCAUUACCAGAGUAA